UUGAACAUCAAGAACAAAAAAAUAAUAAUAAUAAAUCUUUUUGUGAAGCAAAUCACAACUAAGGAUGGUGGGUUUGAAGAGAUGCAUUGUGGCAUUAUUGUCUGUUGUCUAUCUAACCUUCCAUGCUGAUGCCGCUAACAACUUCUGUGCCACCGCCAUUGACAAACAGCUUUGUGAGAAGAUGGUGAAGGGAGCACCAAACUGGAACCAGGCAAUAACCAAUGCCAUAACUGAGGCUCAGAGUGAACUAGCAAAGACCAGUAAGUCAGGAAAUCCCAAUUGCCAAGAGGCCUACAAAGACACAGAAGACAAAUUGAAGGAGAGCAUGGAGACAGCUAAGAAGGGGAAUGAGGAUGGUAAGUUGAACUUCCAACUCUCAGCAGCACUAACCAGCCUUGAAGACUGCACUAAUGCACUCAAAGAUUUGAAAGAAGACGCAUCUGCUGCUACGACAUUGAACCAUGGUGUCGAGCAAGCAAUCAGAAUUUGUUUGGCUGUUGAUACAUCUAAGUCAUCCGCCUAACAAACACAAUAAUGUAUGUGGAAAUCGAAGUGUUUAUUAUUUUCAAGUUCUACUCAAGAUUUCAAAUUGUAUAUACUCAAUAUCAUAUUAAAUAU
Messenger RNA from Ipomoea nil (Japanese morning glory), 618 nucleotides. RefSeq lists its product as uncharacterized. Gene Ontology annotation, molecular function: enzyme inhibitor activity. The record is from RefSeq and is a predicted model, not a curated record. The transcript has 2 exons. Bases 65 to 523 code for a protein of 152 amino acids. NCBI's taxonomy places the organism in Eukaryota, Viridiplantae, Streptophyta, Magnoliopsida, Solanales, Convolvulaceae.